Pocillopora verrucosa is the source of this 1540-nucleotide messenger RNA. The record is from RefSeq and is a predicted model, not a curated record. Lineage: Eukaryota; Metazoa; Cnidaria; Anthozoa; Scleractinia; Pocilloporidae.
AUGUUUAACUGCAGAUACGAUUUCUGGUCAUUUUAUACAGACAAUUCGGAUACUGCAGAUGGUUCUCCUCGAAAGAGACGACGGUCGUCUUCUCCUUCCGGUUCAGACCCUAAAAGAAAAAAAUCGACAGCAGCUCCAGUCAAGGCUGGCAGACCAUCAAUUGACGAGUUAGAAGAUCUGUCUCUGGAACUUGGAGGAAAAUGGGAGGAAUUAGGAGGACGCCUGAGAUUUAACCAAGCCGCAAUAACUGGCUUUGAUGAAGAUAAUAGAGGGCUGAAAAAGAAGGCUUUUAAAAUGUUAAUGGCUUGGAAACAAAGGGAAGGCUCAAAUGCCACUUAUAAAGUUUUGUGCGAUGCCUUGUGCGACAAAAAGGUCCAAUGCACACUUCUUGCUGAACAGUUUUGUUGUGGCUUCUUUCAGAUUAUGUCAAGGUUAGAAUCAAGUGACCUCUGCGCAAGUGUACCUGCAUCAGCAGGGAGCCCGGGAAUAGAGCGUUCAGAGGUUAUCACUGCCAUGGACAACAAAGGAAGAAUUAGAGACAACAUCGGUGUGGACUGGAAGCCACUUGGAAGACGUUUAAAGUUUAAGGAACCAGAACUGGACGCUUUUGACGAAAACCAUAAGGAAUUCACCGAAAAGCCAUAUCAAAUGUUGCUUCACUGGAAAAGAAGAGAGGGUGAAAAAGCAACCUAUCUUGUCUUACAUGACGCCCUAUGUCAUGACUUGGUAACCCGUAAGGAUCUGGCGAACGAAAUAUGCUGUCAAUGAAUGACUUUUCAGUAGUUACUGAUGCGAAUACGUUUUUUGAAAUAAGGACAAAACGAUCAACAGUUGUUGGCUUUAAUAAUGAGUUACUCUUUCAAAGGUAAUGGCAUUUAUACACCAGUUUUCCCCAUUAGAUUUUUAAGGCUUUAUGCCAGAUGGAUGAUCAGCUGGAAUCUCAUGUUUAGUUUUCUUGGUCAUACGUUGUUUUUAUUUUCGUUGCAUUUUAAAUCGUGUAUAUUAAUCUAUCAAGAAGCUUUUUACAAAUUAUAACUCCCCUGAAAAAUCCCUGCCUUCAAUUAACACUGAUGAUAAUGCUAAUGAGAUUGCUCGUACUAUAAUUGCGAUUUUACUCCAUUACCUCCCUAUAAUGAUGUAGUCAAAACAAUAAUAGCUCUUUAGUAUACAACACAAACCCAUGCUGAGUGGACACUACGUGUUUACAUUAGGGAGCUCUCUGCCUUCCGAGGACUUCUUCACCGUAAAAAAAUUGACGCGAUCAUUAUAGAAGGUUACAAUGCUAAUAAUCGUUAUAGGUUAUAAUGCUUAUAACCUAUGCCUAUCUACUACAAAGCGAAUCCAAAGUAAGGGAACCUCCCUGGUGAUAAACAAUGACCGGUUGCCUACUAAACCUAAGAAUGAUUGACUUGAAUAGGAUAACCUCUGAGAAUAGAAAAAAAUUCUUGCUGAACAUAAAACUCUGUUUUCAUAGUACCACACGAGCAGCGAUAGGUUAAGAAAACAUGAAAAGUAAAUAAACAAAACCAAACAUUAUAAG